Messenger RNA from Staurois parvus, 387 nucleotides. Lineage: Eukaryota; Metazoa; Chordata; Amphibia; Anura; Ranidae. The record is from the annotation of a GenBank genome assembly.
CCACCUGUGCCCAGCAGAUCACCCACCUGUGCCCAGCAGAUCACCCACCUGUGCCCAGCAGUGCACCCACCUGUGCCACUCUGCAGUGUCACACACCUGUGUCCAGAAGUGCCACCUACCUGUGCCCAGCAGUGCCACCCACCUGUGCCCACCCACCUGUGCCCACCAGUGCCACCCACAUGUGCCCACCAGUGCCACCCACCUGUGCCCACCCACCAGUGCUGCCCACCAGUGCAGCCCAGCAGUGCUGCCAGUCAGUGCCACCAUCAGUGCCACCAGUCAGUGCCCAGGAGUGAUGCCAGUCAGUGCCGUCUAUCAGUACCAAUCAUCAGUGUCACCUAUCAGUGCCGCCUAUCAGUGCUGCAUAUUAGUGCCGCCUAUCCGUGA